Mytilinidion resinicola is the source of this 964-nucleotide messenger RNA. RefSeq lists its product as uncharacterized. The transcript is spliced from 3 exons. The record is from RefSeq and is a predicted model, not a curated record. Lineage: Eukaryota; Fungi; Ascomycota; Dothideomycetes; Mytilinidiales; Mytilinidiaceae. Bases 59 to 733 code for a protein of 224 amino acids.
CAUCGCUGGCUUCGACCUCGGCUAGAACUUUGACGUCGUCCCCAGAUAUCAAUAUCCCAUGGACUUCGGAGGCUAUGCUCCGAAGGCUGUAAGGGAGUUCGACAAUGCAGGAUCUGGAUGCAAUAACAGCGGCGAGACAAAUCCCAGUCUGAUCGGUAUCCCCCACGGAGCUCUCUCAUGGAACGAUGCGCUCUUAUGGGGCGAGGGAAGUCCUAGCGACCCAAUGGGUCAGAUGGCGGGCGAUAUACAUUAUGAUCAGUCGCAGGUCGACGUUGUGCGCGACUCCAGGGGUGUAAUGAAACGUUUGAACGACUAUGAGCUGUCUGCUGCCAAAAUGGGUUUGCGUCCGAUUCCGCGAGGCAUGGUCAAGAGACUACGACCGCGUAAUGAACCACUCAAGAAUCCAUGCGGCAUACAACGAGGCAUCCUGCGGAGACAUGCAUCCACUGCAAACAAAAGCGAUGGUGAUGCAGACGUGGGCGACGCAUACCAAUCAUCGGCCGGCGAAUCUCGGGAAAAUGUCCAGCGCUUCACCUGUCCACAUUCUGACUGCUCUGAGCGGUCUUUUGGUCCACGUGCAGAUCGAGACAGACAUGUACGGAAACAUAGUGCGACCGAGAGAACGUUCGCCUGCUUGGAACCAGGAUGUGGCAAGCGGUUCUAUCGCAGCGACAAAUUGUUGGACCACUCCAGGCAUGGCCAUCGAUCAUGCACUUGUGGGAAGAGGUGCUAGAGAAGAAGUAUUUCUAAUGAGGCAUCUCAAAUGGCGUGAUAGGCAUCUGCAAUUUCUCGAUUUUGGAAGGUUCUUUUGGAGUUCCCGAACCUUGGGGCUGAAUGGGAGUUUUUCCCGGCGCGGUAUAUUCAUGGCAUAACCAUAGCAAAUCUCUUGUUGUUAGUCAAGAUGUAUCAGCAAGCUUGAAUCAGCUGGGCCUAGAACAUGGCAAAAAACUGUCUCCGAUUUACC